Molecule: messenger RNA, 1356 nt
Organism: Ostreococcus tauri
Lineage: Eukaryota; Viridiplantae; Chlorophyta; Mamiellophyceae; Mamiellales; Bathycoccaceae
Product: Serine/threonine-protein kinase, active site
Exons: 1
Coding region: 1-1356 (451 amino acids)
Biological process (GO): regulation of mRNA processing; protein phosphorylation; spliceosomal complex assembly
Molecular function (GO): protein kinase activity; ATP binding
Source: RefSeq, a predicted model, not a curated record
AUGUCCACCGCGCGCGACGGCUCGAACGUGUCCACGAGUGCGCCCGAAGACGGGUCCUCCACCUCCGACCGCGCCUCCGCGUCGUCGUCCGAGGACGAGGGCGCGGAUGGAUACAAGCGAGGCGGCUACCACCCCGUGCAACUGGGCGAACGCUACGGCGACGAUCGCUACGUCGUUCGGCGUAAGCUCGGGUGGGGACACUUCUCCACGUGUUGGCUCGUCGAAGACGUCGGGUCGGGACGUGAGAUGAACGGAAAGGUGACGUACAGGGCGCUGAAGAUUCAGAAGUCGAGCGGGAGUUACACCGAGGCGGCGAAGGAUGAGAUCGAAAUCUUGACCCAGUGUAAAGAUCAAGCGGCGAGCGCCGAGGAAAGAGAGCUGGGGAGUGAUAACGUAGUGAGAUUACACGAUCACUUCACCCAUCAAGGGCCGAAUGGGACGCACGUGUGCAUGGUGUUCGACGUGUUGGGGGAUAACUUGUUGACGCUGAUCAAGCGAUACGAGUACUUAGGGGUGCCUCUGUUAGGGGUGAAGGCGCUGACGCGGGCGAUGCUUCGCGGAUUAAGGUACUUGCACGAUGUGAAGAACAUAAUUCACACCGAUCUGAAGCCGGAGAACGUGUUGUUGACCCUGGCGCUCCCGGAGAAGAAGCGAGGACGAAAGUCCAAGAAUAAAGUUGUCGACCCGCGGAAGGACGUCAAGGCGGGGACGCCGACGUUGGUGGAUCAAAUCGAACGCCUAGACGUGGCGUCAUCGAAGCGCGAGUCCGGGCAGGUUGAGAACGACACGUCAAAGGAGACAAACUCAGAGGACGACAUUGAUUGCGUCGAUUUGCUGCCAUACAGCUUGCUCAAGCGUCUGGACGCGAAAAUUUGCGACUUAGGAAACGCGUGUUGGGUUGACCGUCAGUUCACGCAGGACAUUCAGACGAGGCAGUAUCGAGCUCCGGAAGUUAUUCUCGGCGCGAAGUACGACACGAGUGCCGACAUUUGGAGUCUCGCGUGCAUCGUGUUCGAGCUCGCCACGGGGGACGUGUUGUUCGAUCCACGAAGUGGAAAAGAUUACGAUCGCGACGAGGAUCAUUUGGCACUCAUGAUGGAGCUCGUCGGUCGCAUGCCUAAGCACCUCGCGUUGUCCGGCAAGUACAGUAAAGAGUUCUUCAACCGAAGCGGCGAGCUUCGACACAUUCGUUCACUCAAGUUUUGGCCGUGCGAGCGCGUGCUUAUAGAAAAGUACAAUAUGCCCGAGAAGGAUGCUAAGGAUUUGAGCGAUUUUUUGGUGCCGAUGCUAGACUUCAACCCAUCGAAACGUGCGACUGCCGAAAAAAUGUUAGAGCACCGAUGGCUGCAAUUUUAA